GUCAAUGACGUCGAUCGUAUACUGGGUACGCGGUAUGCCUGGGUGGACAGUAUAGUUACUUCAACAUUAAAUGGAAUAAAAUGCCGCGGAUUCAUGUAAAUAGAGACGUCGCUUCAGCAUAAUUAAUGAGUGCUUCUUAAAUAAGACAUUAAGACGUCGGGAGCGCGGGUGACUGGCUUAUUUUCGGCUUUUUAUCCGUAAUAUUUCAGGGAGAGGAGUGCCGCCCUCCUCACCACAGCAGCUGCAGGCGAAGUUUGCCACUUUCGUCCUUGUUGUACAAACAAUGAACUGAGGACCUCAGCGCCUCAACAUCACACAUCUCUGCAGCACCCACUAUUCACUCUCGCCGCCCCGUCAGUAAAAGAAGUCGGUUACCUCACCACACCUGGGCAGAGAAAUGUGUGUGUGCAUAUAUCCUCGGAUGCAUUACUGUGUCUAAAUGUUUUUGGGCUAAAGUAAGAGGUAGUAGACUGCACUUACUCUCCAACCCUUUGAGAGUCUCUUAUCCACUUGACUGACUACGGAAUUCGUCUCCACAAUUGCAAGGCAUCAUGGGUAGAAAAAAGAUUCAGAUCCAACGGAUCACAGAUGAAAGGAACAAGCAGGUGACAUUCACAAAGCGAAAGUUUGGCUUGAUGAAGAAAGCCUACGAGCUGAGUGUAUUGUGUGACUGCGAAAUCGCUCUGAUCAUCUUCAACCACGCAAACAAGCUGUUCCAAUACGCCAGUACUGACAUGGACAAGGUCUUGCUCAAAUACACAGAGUACAACGAGCCUCACGAGAGCCGUACCAAUGCAGACAUUAUUGAGACUUUGAGAAAGAAAGGCUUCAACGGUUGUGACAGUCCAGAGCCGGAUGGAGAAGACUCCAUCGACCAAAGUCCCCUUAAUGAUGACAAAUACCGUAAGACCACAGAGGACCUAGAUGUACUCUUCAAACGCUAUGGACAGUCGACAGCUCCGCCCCAGACAUUCUCCAUGCCAGUCACAGUCCAGGCAUCUAAUCAAAGCACACUGCAAUUCAGUAACCCUGGCAACGCACUGGUAACUACCUCCUAUGUAACAUCAUCAUCGCUCGCGGAUACCCACCUCUUGUCGCCACAGCAACCGGCUCUUCAGAGAAAUACGGUGUCUCCUGGGUUGCCACAGCGACCAGCUAGUGCAGGAGCUCUUCUUGGAGGCGAGCUAAAUAAUUCAAAUGGAGGAUGUCCAAGUCCAGUUCCUAAUGGAUAUACCAGUGCAAGGGCCUCCCCAGGCCUCCUCACCGUUUCCAACGGCAACAGUCUAGGGAAAGUAGUUCCAGCCAAGUCUCCGCCCCCACCUCCAAGCCCCCAGAUGGUCAACAGCCGCAAGCCAGACCUCCGAGUCAUCACCUCACAGGGCGGAAAGAGCCUCAUGCAGAUGACAGAGGAUGAGCUGGAAUUGGUAAACGAGAAUGCCCAGCGGCUGGCAGCAGGAACCCAGGCGGCACAAAGCCUGACCACACCGGUGGUCUCUGUGGCCACACCGAGCCUCCUGACACAGGGGCUGCCCUUCUCUGCAAUGCCCACUGCGUACAAUGCAGAGUACCAGCUGACCAGUGCCGACAUCACUGCUUUACACGCUCUGGCGUCACCUGGCGGCUUGUUGCCAACCAGUGUGUCCACAUGGCAACAGCAGCAGGCUGUUUCCCAGCAGCAGCAGCAGCAACAGCAGGCACAGCAACAACAGCAACAGCAGCAGCAACAGCAGCAACAGCAACAACAGCAGCAGCACCACCAACAACAACUUAGUCUGGCAUCGCUUAGCAAUUUGGUCAUGUGGGGCCUGGACAAACAGAGCAGUGAGCUGUCUAGCCAGGUGUCCAGUCUGGCUGCCAAUCUGAGUGUUGGCUCUCCGUCCAACCUGCUCUUGGGUAGAGAUGAGUGGUUGGGCCGGACUGUGACCCAUAUACCUCAAGGUGCCAUGCUGACAGUAAACACAAACACCGGCGUGAACAUCAAGUCGGAACCCGUCUCGCCCGGCCGGGAUCGCAGCACCCCUUGUCCUCCUCCAUCUUCCACCACGCCGUCCUCGACUACAGGGGGAGCCAUCCUGACCGCACCGCCACAGUAUCCUGGCUCCCUGCUGUGCCUGGAGCCCCCGACUGGCCGUUCGCCCGCAGACAGCGUCAGCAGCAACGCCAGCUCAUUUGAAGGCAGCGAUCGUGAUGACAUUGGUGCAGCUGGUGGAGGAGGUACAGGUGGAGGGGGCAGCGGUGGUGGCAGCGCAGCUGGUGCUACAGGAAGUGCUGUUCCCGGCAGCCGCCCUGACUUCAGCCCCUCGGCUGAACAUCUCAGGGCGUCAAACGAACCAGAGCAGGAGGGAGGAAACAUCAAGCGCAUGAGAUUGGACACCUGGGUCACAUAGAAGCACCUGCCACGCCACUUUGCACCCACAGUGAAGUUUUGUUGACACUUAAACACCCACAACACACACCCACACCCACACUCACCCUUAAACCUCCACUGCCAUGUGACACUAUCAUCACACAUCUGGCUCUGUCUAAAAUCAUACAACUCAGCAGCUUUGCCCAGAUUUCUAAGGCUUUGCCAAAAAAAAAAAUAUAUACAAAUUCGUUGGGGAUCAUGCUCUGAGUGAGGAAAGUAUGACUUGGUGCUCAGAUGGAUAUUUUGUCCUGUUUAGAUCCUUGAAUAGAGGGACAGUAGAUUUUUUAAACCUUCUUGCUUGAAUGGACUCACAUAUGGUAAUUUCCAGUAGAAAUAAGGUGGUGAACCUAUUUUGCAAUCUCACAAAACCAUUAAAAAAACUUUUACAUGGUUUCACCUUCAUGUAUUUCAAUUGAGCUCUGCUACAUUGUUCAGAGUGGGAUUGGUGACUUGAUGACUGAUUGAUUGACAUUAUGGGACUUGUAUGACUCACCACUUCCUGCUAUUUUAAAUCCAACGUCACUUGGAUUGAUUGCUGUCCAUUCUUCAAUUAGUCAUUUCCGAACUGCUUUUGGAUAAAACUUAAUCUGGACAAGUUUGAGGAUGGAGCAUCUAUCUGGCACUGAGCAAACAGCCUCAAACAUUCUUCUAGGUAAAGACACUUCACCAUGAGUGGUUCUUUCUGCUGCCACGUUUCCCAACCCCGUCCACCCAGGCAGGCCCGAACCCUCAGGUGGAGCCAAACAUCUUGCCAGAGUGCUAAUAUCAAUCUUUCUUCAGCAACAAAAAUUGCCAAAUGCUUCUUGCACACAGUGCAGGGACUAUGACGAAUUAUCACGGCCACGGAAAUGAGAACUAGAAACUGUUGAUGCUUUUCAGGCUUUGAGUUCGCCAUCACCUUCCUCAGACGGGGUGCUCCUCCCGUCCUUUCACCUCCUCUGCAACUUGGACGGAAAUUGUUGCAACAGAAAUCCAGCCAACUACUCGGCUUACUACCAGGAGUAGAUGCCAUCCAGUUAAAUGCAUACUAUGAGAUUCUUGAGCUGCUCUGGGGGCUUUCUUGGGUCUGAAAAGCAUUGAGUUCUUUAUCUGUUGGUAUUUAAAAAAAGAAAAAGGAAAAAAUUGUUUUGAAGGUCCGUUCGUUGUCCAGAAGUAGAAAUUCUGACUUUGUAUAAAAAUCACUCCUUAUACAAAAGCUUUGAUGUCCUCUUUAGCUCUCUCUAGCUCUCCUUAGCUCUUUGGCGUGUUUCAAAAAGUGAAAGGAAAAAGACAUUUUCUAUAUUUCUACCGCUUCAGUUGGCGACAAAGUAAAAUAGCUUUUCGGCUUCAACAACGUGUAUGUACAUAUGACUAUAUUUGCAUAGACUUUGCUAGGUAUCCCUAAAAACAAGCAAUGUGUUGAUUCUCAGUGGAUCUGUUUGCAUAUAUGAGUGUGAAAUUAAUAUUACAGUGCAGGGGUUUCGCCACACUAGGUAGUGCUGGUGGAUCGGACUUGUUUUAGUAAACCUAUUUUUUGCUAGUGUUAAUGGUGUGUGCACUUUUUGUCUCUCACAGAGGCCUGCUUGGUUGUGGUGUCAUCGUAUUCUCCUACCACAUAUUUAAAAACCCACAAUCAAAUUGACAUUGUCCAUGACCACCUGAACAUGAAAUGAUUAGGACACUGCCAUUCACUUAAAGUGUAGUUAAGAGAUAAAACACACUUCUUUCAUGCAUAUUUUGACAUUAAGUAGACACAGAUUACACCUUUUUCCACUUUGAAAAUAAGUUGAAAGAUUGGCUACCAAGUGCUGUGUUUCUUGUUCAAUUGUAUAUGUUUUAUAGUAUGAAUUUGUUAAGUUGAAACCAUUUCGAGUUUGUGCAUAUGAGUGUGUGGACACAAGUUGUUUAUAGCUUUCAAAUAGGAAGUUUCUUCAGUGAUUGCUUGACAUAUUUUUCUCUUGUGAUGAUGCUCAACGUACAGACUGUCAGCUGUUUGACUGUCUAAUAUCUUAAACAAUCCUAUACUUUUAAUUCGGUGUGUGUGAAGUGGACACGGCAGCUUUUAUGAAUUGAUGCUGUUUGGUGCGAUUAUUCACAGCCCCCAGCAGAGUGUGAAAUCAGUGUUUAACACGGACACUGUGGCGUUGUGGCAAGUGUCCAGAAAAAUGUGUAUUUGAUCAGGUUAAUUUUGGGUAGCUAUUCAGUCUGCUAAUGUCAGGAUAGUAGUACUGGUUUUUUCUUUGUCAUAAAUUUACCGUCCACCACUUUCAAUGAACUCAUGUUGAAGAAAACUUGCCAUUUUAGGAAAAAUCGCUUAUUCGCUUUCUUACCGAGAUUUGGAUGAGAAGAUCGUGUUUGUGCGGUAUAUUCGAAGCUACAGCCAGUUAUCUCAGCAGGAAAGGGCAAACAGCUAGCCUGGCUCUUGCCUACCAGCACUUCUGAAACUCACCUCUAAUGCUGCCUUUAGGUGAUUACAAACAUUUGAAAAAUUUUCAUCAAAAUGUAGCAUACAUUUAACACCAAAAAUUGAGAAUGUUAUGUCUCAACACUCAAUGCAGACGACCUGAGGUUUUUGUCUGUCUAUUUUUGUACUUUGCCAAAUUUGGCUUUAAUGCUACACCACCUUUUCCACCUCAGCCCAAUACUGAACAGUCUUUUCUUCCGUUGUUUUACUUAGGAUCUUUAAAAUCCAAUAUUAACACUAAUACAGUUAAUUCAGCUUUGUAUCUGCAUCACAGAUAAUGAAUCGCUGCAAAUACAGAGCACAACAACUGUAGCUAAAUCAAGCUUUUUAAAUGAUGUGACUACAAAGCUAACUGCAGUUCGGACACCAUCUUAGAAUAAUGCAUGAACACUCCCGGGUCUGAAUAAGGCACAAAGAUCAAGCAAGAUUUAAGGUGUUAAUUUGCGAGAUUGGUGCUAGUGUGCUUCUUUUUUAUCUUUUUUGGAGGCAGCCAUGCUAGCGGUUUCCCUCUUCCGUCUUUAUGCAAAGCUGGGCUAACCCGCUGGAGCUUCAUAUUUAACAAACAAACGGAGUGAUAUCAAACUUCUCAAGUCCCUGCAAAAAAAUAAAAUAAGCGCAUUUCCCAAAAUGUCCAAUAUUACUUUAAAGAUCCAACUGAGAAGUGAUACCAUCCUUCAGGCAGAGCUAAUGAGUCAUUUCUAUUUUUACAACAACUAGUUUCAAUAGAACUUUGUUUUAGUGGGCGCUAAUGGUUGAUUUGAAAUGUGACACCACACUUCCUGCCUCACGCAGGUUUUGUUUAUGUAAAAAAAGGUUAUUUGUCCAAUCUAGCAGUUAGUCACAAGACAAUCUAUAUGAGAAAUUUAAUCCUGCACCCAUGUUACUUGUUGUGUACAAUGUUUUUUAGAAUCUCACUAUUUUUGGAUUAUUUUGUGCUGGUGACAGUUCCAUUGUCUUUUAUUAAUGAUAUUAUUAUGGAGCUUUUUUUAUUGCUAUUUUGUGUAGGAUAGUUUUUAUUUUCUCUUCCUUAUCAUAAACAUAGUACUGGUUUCCUUUUUUAAAAACAACUUGCUGAAAAUUGCACGAUCGGUUAUUGUGGUAUUAGCAAAUGCAAUGAAGGAAAUACCAGUUAAAUGCUGCAAUUUUAAUUAAGAUAUAGAAUAUAUUUAUAAAAAUGGGAAACAACUGAAAUUAGUUAUUCAUGAAAUUUGAAAAAAAAAUGUAAAUGCAUGGGAUACAGGUAACAAAAUGUAUGUUACGUACAAUAAUGAUAAAGGACAUGCAUCAACAUUACAGCUCAGAAUAAUGUAGCAUAUGAAAUACUAAAGAUUAAAUUUAUAGGUAAUAUAUUGUGUUGAGCUAGUCUGCUUUUCUUUUUUGUUGUAAAGAAAAUAUUUCUUUUUGUUGUUUUUUGAGAAUGAUAUACAAUUUGUGUAUAUUUUCAUAUACAAAGUAUGCACUGAUAUGUUAUUGAAAUUCUAUACCGCUUUUACAAAAAGUGUUUGUUGUACCAAAGUAUCCAAGUCCCUUGAAACCUUAUUACCCUUUUGCGUAUGUUUUACCGUAUUUUAUAUAUUAAAUAGACAAACUGAGUGAAAUUAA
Messenger RNA from Etheostoma cragini (Arkansas darter), 6452 nucleotides. RefSeq names its product myocyte-specific enhancer factor 2D homolog. Bases 552 to 2387 code for a protein of 611 amino acids. Gene Ontology annotation, biological process: cell differentiation; positive regulation of transcription by RNA polymerase II. NCBI's taxonomy places the organism in Eukaryota, Metazoa, Chordata, Actinopteri, Perciformes, Percidae. The transcript is spliced from 13 exons. The record is from RefSeq and is a predicted model, not a curated record. Gene Ontology annotation, molecular function: DNA-binding transcription factor activity, RNA polymerase II-specific; protein dimerization activity; RNA polymerase II cis-regulatory region sequence-specific DNA binding.